This is a messenger RNA of Telopea speciosissima, 861 nucleotides long. Its product is annotated as probable ubiquitin-conjugating enzyme E2 C. The transcript is spliced from 6 exons. Bases 50 to 613 code for a protein of 187 amino acids. Lineage: Eukaryota; Viridiplantae; Streptophyta; Magnoliopsida; Proteales; Proteaceae. The record is from RefSeq and is a predicted model, not a curated record.
AGAGAGAGAAAGAGAGACACAGAGAGAGAGAGAGAGAGAGGGGGAGGGGAUGGAGAUGCGGAACAGUGUGGCGAUGGACAACUCAUCAAUGGCGCAGCAGCAAACACCUGCAGCUUCAUCGAAGCAAGCUAAGGCUUCGCCCAACUCUGUUGAUACUAAUUCCGUCACCCAGAGGCUUCAGAAGGAAUUGAUGUCUCUCAUGAUGAGUGGAGGAGAUCUUGGAGUAUCAGCCUUCCCUGAGGGUGAGAGCAUCUUUUCUUGGAUUGGCACUAUUGAGGGUGGCAAAGGAACAAUAUAUGAGGGUUUAUCGUAUAAGCUUUCCUUGCACUUUCCCCUGGACUACCCUUUUAAGCCUCCCCAGGUUAAAUUUGAGACCAUGUGCUUCCAUCCCAAUGUGGACCAGUAUGGCAACAUUUGUCUUGACAUUCUCCAGGACAAGUGGUCUUCAGCUUAUGAUUGCAGAACCAUUCUUUUGUCCAUUCAAAGCCUAUUGGGAGAACCCAAUAUUGAUAGCCCUCUCAACAGCUAUGCUGCAGCUCUAUGGGGCAACCAGGAAGAUUACAAGAAGAUGGUUCACAGACAGUACAUGGAUGGAGAAGUGUUUGAAAGCUGACCUGUGAGCAUCUCAUAUCUCAGACAGAUAUCAUUUUACACACACUGUCACUGGAUAGAUUAACUUCUCUAAAAAAAACAUUCUUUAAGAAAAAGUAUGUAUAUGGGAAAAGUUUUGAGGUAUAGAUGUGUUUCGUCUAUGAAUUGCAUAUCAAGGUUCCUUUUGGGGUCUGAAUGACCCAGUGAAGCAGCAUUCCUCUACCCCUUCUUCACAUUUUACACUACUUGCAAUUUAUGUAUUGUAUUGUC